CAAACAUUUUAGUAUAUAGUUCUAUUUGGAUAGUUGAUUGUUUUGGUAUUACCAAAGAUCCAAAAACAAAUAAUUUUAUGAUGGUAAUGGAAUUAAAAAAUGGUAGCUUAAGACAACAUUUGAAUAACAACUUCAUUUCACUGAAUUGGGAGCAAAAGUUGGGGAGUAUACAAAGUAUUGCACAUGGUCUUAGUGAUAUUCAUAAAAAAGGAUUAAUUCAUAAUGAUUUUCAUUGUGGAAAUAUAUUAAGUAAUUUUAAAGAACAUGCUUAUAUCACUGAUUUGGGAUUAUGUCGACCAGCAAAUGUCAAAUCCUCUCAAAAUAAUAAUAAAAAAAUAUAUGGAGUAUUACCUUAUGUAGCUCCGGAAGUUUUAAGAGGAAAAGAAUAUACUCAAAAAAGCGAUAUUUAUGGAUUUGGAAUCAUUGCAUAUGAAAUUUGUACAGGUUUCCCUCCUUAUUAUGAUAUAUCUCAUGAUGAAUUCUUAGCAAUGAAAAUUUGUAAGGGGUUGAGGCCAAAGUCUAAUUAUAAAAUUCCUCAAUUAAUUUUUGACAUUAUUAAUCAAUGUUGGGAUGCAGACCCUUUAAAACGACCUAAUGCAGUUAGAUUAAAUAAUUUAUUUUUUGAUUUAUGGAAAGAUAUCGCUUACAAGAAAAUGGAUUCUGUAAUUUAUGGGCAAGUUAAAGAAGCAGAUGAUAUUAAUAAAAAGUUAUCUUUUUCAUCACCUUUGAUAUCCACUGGUACUAUAUCAUAUAAAACACAUCCUCAAGCGGUUUAUACAAGUAGACUUUUAGAUUUUAAUAAUCUUCCAGAACAAAAAAAUGCCGAUAAUAAUAAUGAUUUACUUGGAAUAGAAUAUUCAGAUUCCUUAAAAAUCGAUUUUACUAAACUUGAUAUUAAUUCUAAAGAUGAAAGUAAUUAAACUCGGAUUACUUAAUAUUAAAGUAUAAAAGAUUAUUAUAUUUUUAUUUGUAUUUGUAUUUUGAAAUUGGAGAUUAAAGAAUUAUUUAUUAUAUAAAUUUUCCAAAUCUAUAUAAAUUUCCUAAUUUAAACGGUCUUCAGAUUGGAGUCCUGCACAAAACUUCAUAUUUUUGAAUCCGAUUCGGUUCCAAUAUCUUCGUGUUUAUUUAUUAAUAAAAUUUGUAUUUACUAUUAAAAUAAAUUUUUGUACUGUAUUUAUUUUGUUAAUAAAGUUAUUUAUAUUA
Messenger RNA from Rhizophagus irregularis DAOM 181602=DAOM 197198, 1203 nucleotides. Lineage: Eukaryota; Fungi; Glomeromycota; Glomeromycetes; Glomerales; Glomeraceae. The record is from RefSeq and is a predicted model, not a curated record.